This is a messenger RNA of Kuraishia capsulata CBS 1993, 1488 nucleotides long. RefSeq lists its product as uncharacterized. The transcript has a single exon. Gene Ontology annotation, molecular function: prenyltransferase activity. The record is from RefSeq and is a predicted model, not a curated record. Gene Ontology annotation, biological process: isoprenoid biosynthetic process; ubiquinone biosynthetic process. NCBI's taxonomy places the organism in Eukaryota, Fungi, Ascomycota, Pichiomycetes, Pichiales, Pichiaceae. Gene Ontology annotation, cellular component: transferase complex. The coding region runs from base 1 to 1488 and encodes 495 amino acids.
AUGCUUCGAACCAAUUGCUCGUUGAAGCUACAGCCGCGGCUGCUGUUCCGUAUGAACCGGAAGAGAUUGGCCUCGUCAUCUUCGUCGUCUUCAUCUUCUUCACCCCAGCCGAAAACGGAACCUGCCCGGGCUUCGUCUUUCUCAAUAGCUAUGGAAGCUGCCGAGCGACUGGUCCAGGUCAAACAAGGCUAUUCCGACCCAUUUUCCAUUGUGAGCUCGGAAAUGUCCACGUUGGCCAAGAACAUUGCCACAAUCAUAGGUUCCGGUCAUCCGACGUUGAACAGGGUGGCUGCGUACUACUUCGAGGCUGAAGGCAAGAACGUCCGGCCUCUCAUCGUUUUACUUCUUUCAAAAGCAUUGAGUGAGAUUCCAGCGGAACAGAGACAGCGCAUUCCGGUGGAUUCACAGGAUGUCAAUGAGCAACCAGAAUAUCCGGGUGAGUCAAGAAGGUUCUCUUUUGCUGGAAAGAGCCCUCUCGAAUCGAUCUCCCCUUUGCGCAUUCUCCACGGAAUCAACCCCAACAUCAUUCUGAACCCGCUCUCGAGGCCCCUAGGACUUUUACCUGAACUCGAUAAUGCGAACGGAGUGUUGCCCAAACAACGCAGACUUGCUGAGAUUGUGGAGAUGAUCCACACGGCCAGUUUGCUGCAUGAUGACGUUAUUGACUUCUCUGAUUCGAGACGUGGUCGUGACUCGGGCAACGUUGCCUUCACCAACAAGAUGGCGGUUUUAGCCGGUGAUUUCUUGCUUGCACGUGCAUCUGUCGCUCUGAGUCGUCUUCGCAAUACUGAGGUGGUGGAACUGAUCUCGACGGCCAUUGCUAAUCUCGUAGAAGGUGAGUUCAUGCAGUUGAAAAACACUGUUCUCCAACCCAAUCUCAAUCUGAUUGACGAUGAAAACCGUCUAAUGCCAGUGCCAACGGGAAAGGUUCCUGUGGAAGUGCAUGAAUACUCUGUCCAACCUCCAGCAACCACGCCAACCCACGAGCAGAACGUGGAUGCGGCUUUUGAUUACUACCUGCACAAGACGUAUCUCAAGACUGCAUCCUUGAUCUCCAAGUCGUCGCGGUCUGCCGCUGUUCUUUCGGGAGCUGAUGAUACUGUUAUCGACCAAUGCUACGAGUUUGGCCGUAACCUUGGAAUUUGUUUCCAGCUAGUGGAUGACAUGCUGGAUUAUACCACGACUGCAGAACAGCUGGGAAAGCCUGCCGGUGCAGACCUGGAGCUUGGACUGGCCACAGCUCCGAUCUUGUUUGCUUGGAAGACGAGGCCCGAAUUGGGACCUCUGAUUUCUCGUAAAUUCUCUCAGCCGGGAGACGUCCAGAUCGCCAAAGCGGCUGUUGAGGCAUGUGAUGGAGUCGCUCAGACGAGGGCUUUGGCCUCGAAGUAUCGCGACGAGGCGUUGAGGAACCUGAGAAUGUUGCCGGAGUCAGACGCAAGAUCUGCGUUGGAGUUUUUGACGAACUCGAUGUUGACGAGAAGAAAGUGA